CCAAACCCCGGAUUCUGUUGGGUGACUCAUCCACCACCUUCCACCAUCAGAUUCCUUACCACCAACUCACACACGCAACAACGCAAGGGGGGCACAUCAUCGCCGUCCAAGGAAAUUCUUCCAAUUACCCUCCCCACCCCCCCUUCCCCAGAGCCCCAAGGGCAAUCAUUCUCAUCCAGGCAAAAGAAUCAUCUCACGGAAGAGGGGGACAGACAUCAACCGUCCUUCCCCCCCUUUUGUCUUUAGAAUCCAAUGGUCUCUAUGGUCGAGACCACCAGUCAUCCUAUUCAAAAUGAGCCGGCCACAGAUUUGGUCGUUCCUAAGUCGGAACCAUUGCCUGAGGGUUCGAUCAGUUCAGCAGUGUCCACGCCUGAGGCGGAUGGCGAGAUCUUGACCCAAGAUGUGGCCCAGACACAAAAGCGAAAGGGUGGAAGAAAGCCUAUCUACGCCACUUCAGAGGAGCGAAAGCAGCGCAAUCGCCAGGCCCAGGCUGCUUUCCGCGAGCGUCGCACAGAGUACAUCCGUCAGCUGGAAUCGACGAUCAAACGCAAUGAGGAGUCUCUCCAGACGCUGCAGCAGAAUCAUCGCACCGCAGCCGAUGAAUGUUUGAUGCUGCGGUACAAGAAUUCCUUACUAGAACGUAUCCUACUUGAAAAAGGCAUCGAUGUCCAAGCCGAAUUGCGACUCAAAGCUGUGCCUCCCGGGUCGGCUCCGGCGAAGCCCAACCUGAUGACAACCAAGCCCCCCUCCGCCUUGGAGCGCGCUGCCGUGAAUCGCAACUCUGCCCAAAGACAUCCCCAAGGCAUUGCCCCUAAGGAGCCUUUCGGCAUGUCUCAGCAUCGCGAUGGUGCAUACGGCAUCCCCUCUCCUCAGUACCAGGCCACGCCACCUUCGCAUGCUUCCUCCCCAUCCCACGCCAAGUCCCCUGCCUUCCCCUUCCAGGGUGCCAUGUCUCCAGCUGGCGUAGAUCCCCACAGUCAGCGUUCGCAGAUGAUUGCCCAUUCGCGGAACCUCAGCCAGACGACCCCUCCUAUGAGUAUCGGCCAGCCGGAUACAAGUGAGCCAAAGUCUUCUCUACCCGGCAGUGCGGGUCCUCGUGCUUCGCGGGUCGCUUCAGCCUACUAUCCAUCUCCUUUCCAAAAGCACUACGAUCAGCUAGAACAAGAAUAUGAUGCCCAGGCAGAUUUGAUGGACGACGAGCAUGAGUCGGCUGUCGGGGCUUCAUCCUAUGUGUCUGGCUACAAUAACCCCAGCUCCGUGACUCAGGGCGCCCAUCCGAUGGGACAGCAUGGCCUCAACCAGUACCACCCACAAGCUGGCGAGGGGGCCAACGGCACGUAUGGCACCACCAAUGCCCCGUCCACCUCCUCUAAUCACCUUCUGGGCAACUAUGAACCCAUGCUGGAUGCCGACCCAUUUGGGCUGAGUGCCAGCAUGCACUUUCAAACACCCUUUAGCUAUGAACAAAAUCAUACGCGUCAUUGAUUUCUUGUUUACCUAUGUUUGC
Aspergillus saccharolyticus JOP 1030-1 is the source of this 1507-nucleotide messenger RNA. RefSeq lists its product as uncharacterized. Gene Ontology annotation, cellular component: RNA polymerase II transcription regulator complex. Bases 253 to 1485 code for a protein of 410 amino acids. The record is from RefSeq and is a predicted model, not a curated record. NCBI's taxonomy places the organism in Eukaryota, Fungi, Ascomycota, Eurotiomycetes, Eurotiales, Aspergillaceae. Gene Ontology annotation, molecular function: DNA-binding transcription activator activity, RNA polymerase II-specific; transcription cis-regulatory region binding. The transcript has 4 exons.